Molecule: messenger RNA, 417 nt
Organism: Oldenlandia corymbosa var. corymbosa
Lineage: Eukaryota; Viridiplantae; Streptophyta; Magnoliopsida; Gentianales; Rubiaceae
Source: the annotation of a GenBank genome assembly
AUGAAGGAUAGGAUGCGCAAGGAGAAAUCCACAAUUUCAAGGCCGAAUGCGGAAGGAAAACAAAAAUUGAAGAAAGUUAAUUUUGUAAUGUCGAAGCCAACCCCAAAAUGGAAGCCACAAAAGUCAGCGAGGGUUGAUUCUGGGGAGGGUGGAUUGGUUGGUGAUUCUAGUCUGGAGGUGGAAAUCUUAAAAUCAAAUCCCUUAAUUAUUAGGGCUCCACCCUCUGAGAUGGAAAACGUGCAUUCUCACCUUGUUGCUAAAGAGGUUGCGGAAACCCUAGAAGCUGGCUACGAGAAUGCUGCAAAAAUAGAUUGCUCGCGGGCUAUGCAAACCCUAGACCCUGGGAACGCGAAUACUUCUGGACUCACAACCUUUGAAAAGGCGAUGAUUCCAGUUGAUGUUAUGGAGACUUCAUAG